CGCCCCUGCCGCCAUGGCUGCCGAGAGGCUCGCGAGCCGGCCCGCCUGUCUUCUCGUGGCCAGCGGAGCCGCGGAAGGUGUGUCCGCCCAGUCCUUCCUCCACUGCUUCUCGCUGGCCAGCGCCGCCUUCAACCUGCAGGUGGCCACGCCCGGGGGGAAGGCCGUGGACUUCGUGGACGUGACCGAGAGCAACGCGCGCUGGGUGCAGGACUUCCGCCUCAAGGCCUACGCCAGCCCUGCCAAGCUCGAGUCCAUCGACGGCGCCAGGUACCAUGCUCUGCUGAUCCCCAGCUGUCCCGGGGCCCUGGCCGACCUGGCCAGCAGCGGGUCCCUGGCCCGCAUCCUACAGCAUUUCCACUCUGAGAGCAAGCCCAUCUGUGCCGUGGGCCACGGUGUCGCCGCCCUGUGCUGUGCCACCAACGAGGAUAGAUCCUGGGUGUUCCGGGGCUACAGCCUGACAGGGCCCUCCGUGUGCGAGCUGGUCCGGGAGCCCGGUUUCGCCCGCCUGCCGCUCAUCGUCGAGGACUUCGUAAAGGACUCGGGCGCCAGCUUCAGCGCCAGCGAGCCGGGCGCCGUGCACGUCGUGCUGGACCGCCACCUGGUCACCGGCCAGAACGCCAGCUCCACCGUCCCCGCCGUGCAGAACCUGCUCUUCCUCUGCAGCCGGAAGUGAGCCAGAGGCAGCCGGGAGGCCACCUCGUCCUGGAGCCCCCACUGGGUGCUGGGCGCAGGCUCCUCCCACCGUGGCCACUGGGGGAGCCUGGGGGAGGGGACGCUCGGAUGGAGGUGAGCAGGGCUGUUCUGGAGCUGCAGCCCAGCCCCUGGCUGGUGCUCCCACUGAACCCUGGCCUGGCCUGUGGCUUCAGAUGUCAGAGGCCUGGGGCCCGGAGCUGGUGCCGUGGGGUUCCCAGCCCCCCUCCUCCCUCCUGCGGGGGUGUGGCCUGGCUGCAGCCUCGCUGCCUCCGCCCCAGGCAGCAUCCAGCUGUCCGGUGUGGGGGACCCAGCCCCACCCGGUGACCACGGCCUCCCUGGCCCCUCCUCGGGUGCUGGUGGGGGCGCAGGACGUGGGGGAGACGCGGAGAAGCAAACCGAGAGCAGCGUCCCUCCACCCUGAUGCCCGGAGUCCGGGCUGGCUGGACAGUGCCCAGCCGGGGGCCUCCUGGUCCCUGUGCCCCCGUGAGCUCGGGGACUUGGGGCACACGUGGUGUAGUGGUGGGCACCUGGGGGAGAAGCCCCCCAGGCACAGGAGCCCAACAGGGCCUGGGUGAGCGAGGGUCCCCCAGGGGUGGCCCAGAAGAGGAAGCGCAGGAAGUGUCCCUCAGGAGGGCCUGUGUGGGGGGCAGGGUCAGGGCAGGACUGCACUGCCCCCCGGGGAGGGGAAGCCCCAGGGUCAGGGCUCCCCAGGGAGUUGAGUGCAGGGAAGGGCUGCCCACAGGGCCUGGCCUCCGUCCUGGGAGACUUGCAGGACAGCCCACUGGUCAGCUCCCAGGGAGGGGGCUUGGCUGCUGAGGGAGGGACCAG
This is a messenger RNA of Lepus europaeus (European hare), 1521 nucleotides long. It is a transcript of the gene GATD1, whose product is annotated as glutamine amidotransferase class 1 domain containing 1. The transcript is spliced from 8 exons. The coding region runs from base 14 to 673 and encodes 219 amino acids. The record is from RefSeq and is a predicted model, not a curated record. NCBI's taxonomy places the organism in Eukaryota, Metazoa, Chordata, Mammalia, Lagomorpha, Leporidae.